Malania oleifera is the source of this 1236-nucleotide messenger RNA. RefSeq names its product chromatin remodeling protein EBS-like. The transcript has 5 exons. The coding region runs from base 305 to 940 and encodes 211 amino acids. The record is from RefSeq and is a predicted model, not a curated record. Gene Ontology annotation, molecular function: chromatin binding. Lineage: Eukaryota; Viridiplantae; Streptophyta; Magnoliopsida; Santalales; Ximeniaceae.
ACAGCAAAAUGAUAAGGUUAGCGGCUCAACUGCUGAAGUCAAAAGUUACAAUCGCUUCAUCCGCUGGAAGAGAUCUAGGGUUUAUUUAUUAUUAUUUAUUUUUUCCUGGUCGAAAAUCAGGGUUUUAGAUCACAAUCAUCGCGAAAAUCGAAGGACCCAAGAUCGAACGCCUUAGCAAAAUCUUAAGCGAUGCGCGUGCCUCUUGAUCUCGCCGUUCAAAGAGAUUCAAAAGUAUUCGAUUCAGUCUCUGUAUCUUCGUAAAAAGCAAAGACCCUCAUCUUGUUCGGACCAGGCUCGAGCAGUUAUGGCGAAGAUUAGACCAGGCAAGAGAGACUUAGACUCCUACGCCAUUAAAGGCACCAACAAAGUAGUGAGAGCGGGAGAUUGCGUGCUGAUGCGCCCGUCUGACACUGAUAAGCCCUCAUAUGUGGCGCGUGUUGAGAAGAUCGAAGUUGAUAACCGGAACAACAUGAAGGUUCGGGUGCGGUGGUACUAUCGGCCCGAGGAGUCGUUGGGCGGGCGGAGACAGUUUCAUGGAGCUAAAGAAUUGUUCUUGUCUGAUCACUAUGACGUGCAGAGUGCUCACACCAUUGAGGGGAAGUGUACGGUUCACUCUUUCAAGAACUACACCAAGCUUGAUAAUGUUGGGGCGGAGGACUACUUUUGCCGGUUCGAGUACAAGGCUGCAACUGGGGGAUUCACUCCAGAUCGAGUGGCUGUGUAUUGUAAAUGUGAGAUGCCAUAUAAUCCAGAUGAUCUAAUGGUACAGUGCGAGGGAUGCAAGGACUGGUUUCAUCCUUUUUGUGUGGGGAUGAGUAUUGAAGAGGCAAAAAGACUAGAUCGCUUUCUGUGUUAUGGUUGUUCUGAUGAGAACAGCAAAAGACCUGAGAGUACAUUGCCUUCUGUCAAUAAGGUAGAGCCAAAGCGUAGGAAGAAAUGAAGGCAUCUGGGAGAAGGGAAAGAAGAACCAGGCAUCAAUGCAUCUUGCGCAUUUAGCCCUUUGCGUUGUUGUGAGUUGUACAGUGGCACGGAGAAGAAUGUUAUGCCUUGUCCAGACUGGAGUCCCUUUGUUGAUUUGUCUUUUAACAUGUGUGUUCAUUUAGGAGAUCAAUUUGUAAUGUUCAAUCUGUGCAGAAAAAAAUGAGAAUAGGUUUGUUUAGUUAAUCCAACUAUUUAUAUUGUUUUUCAGGCCUUUUCUUUAGAGUGGGGAAAAAAAAAAAAACGCUGAUAUCAAAA